UAAUAGCCGCGGUUGCUGUUAGUGCAGUGAUAUUGCUGAUCAUCUUAAUUGUCAUAGUCAUCUAUUGUUAUAAAAAGUCACGGAAAAGGAAAUUGGCAUCACUGUUACAAACCGACAUGUCAAAAAAGAUGGGCGACAGACAACCCUUGAACGAGUCAAUAGAUAAUGAGGAUGCAACUUCCAAUGACGUUACACCAGAAACGUGUUCAACCGAGAGAACAUCAUCGACUGCUAAACGCACAGAUGCUAAAAAAUCUCAAAAAGAAAAGCGCAAAUCAGAAAUGGAACAACAAACUUCAAAAAUCGUCAAAGAUUCCCCAUAUAAUGAAAAGCAGACGUGUGAAAAGAAGAAAGAUUCAAAUCUUGAAAUAAUUCUGGAAGAAGAUGACUAUAAACAAAUGAAUAAUGUUAAAACAAACGAUACCGGGACAUUAUGUCUUGACGAUGAUCGAAUCAUUAUUGAUGCUGACAAAUUUCUAGAAACGUCCAAAUAUGAUACAAAACAAAGAAGUAAAGGAAAGGUUAUAUUUCUCGAAGACAAUGAACAUUUCAGAGACCAAAAUAUGGAAUCUUACAAAGUCGAUGAGGAUGUUAAAACAGCGGAUCAAUCACAGAAUGUGAAUGUAAAGUCUAUUUACUCUACACGAAUAGAGAGGUCUUUACAAAUAUUAAAUGAAAAAGAGGCAGACAAGCCAGAAAAUGAACAAAAUAAAGAUGGUGUGUUUGAUUCAGCACAAAUGUCAAGAGUGAAGAAAGAGACGAGAGAGACAGAUACUAUAUCCCAGAAUGAAGCGGUGGUUACAAAAGAUAAUGAUGUGGAGAGUAGCUAUCCGAGUAAGGAUAUUCAGGAGAGGGACACAGUGGAAACAGACACAGAUAGAAUAUGUAAAGCGUCUGGACAUCAUAAAGAUCAAAAAGUAAGAAGUGAAAACGAGGUUGAAACUAACAAGACCCUGGCUUUAGCGAAAAACAAAACAAACUUGAGAAAGAGUAUUUCCGAGAAACAUAAAAAGAAGGAACUACAUGUAAAUGUAAAAUCAUUCAAUGAUGAAAAAAUUGAUAACAAUAAAGAAGGGAAGAUAAAAGAAAAUAUAAAAAGUGAGAAGAUAGCAGUAAUAAACACUGGACAAUCAGGAGAAGCGGAUAAUCUAAUUGUGGUACCUCAGUUACCCACGGAUGGAAUCAAAUGUAUGGACCAAGAAACACCAGAAAAUCAUUCUUCGUUGGAAUUGUUAAGGUGUGGUGAACAGGAACAAUUCCUGGACAAGAGAUUAUCAACUCCUGCAGUGGAGACAACUUUUGACCAAGAGCAAGAUGUACAUACUGAGAAACAGAAGAGGACUGGGAAGAAGAAGAAACACGAAUUAAAGGAUGACCCCCAUAAAUCUAUCAUGGUCAAAACUGAGGACAGUACCACGCAUAGGAAGAAAAAAACAGGGAAAGUAAAAAUAGGAAAAAGCAAAGGAAAAUCUAAAGGUCGUAAAGAAUUGUCAAAGAUAAAGGAUCAAGAGAGCAGUUCUGUUGACCCAAACAAAGGGAUCAAAAUGAAUGAAGUGCCUUAUGUAAACGGCCUUUUUAAUAAUGAAAACGAGAGACGAUCAGAAGAUUUGCAGGAAAUUAAUUCCGUCAACGAAAACCAACUAACAGCUGUUCAAGCAUGGGCAAGCGUAGAUAUGGAAACGGAUAAUACGCACAAAUUCAAUGACAGAGAUAGCAAUCUUACAUAUGAUGAAGAUAAAGAGACAAAUAUAGAUACAUAUGUGGGAAAUGAAGACGGGAAUCUUAACAAGAUGGACUCUGAAGAACUGCUGGAAUUAAGACCCUUGAGCUCACUGGCUCCACUGUCUACACUUAUGAGAGAAGAAACUUCGUCCUCAUUCAUAUAUCAUAAUUACAAGACUGUACAAAAGUCAGCGGAAUUUGAAAUUUAUCAUAGACAUGAUUCCCCAGCUUUGAAAACAACAGGAUUGAAAGGAUCAGAAGAUUCAUCUUCUUUAACAAAGGUGGACGAAUCGUUGUCUUCCUUGCGAAUUCUAGACAUUGAACAGUAAAAUACCCAAAGGAUUGUCCAAAUCAUAUAAUUGGCACACGAUGGCAGAAUUAUUUCUGUGAAUUUUUGUUAUUCAUUUUGAGGGAAACAUUUUUUAUUCUUUUUGUGUAAAAUGUGACAUGUAGUUUUAUUCUGUAGCAAUGGAACAUCUUAAUUAAAGGUUUUGUUUUAAAAUUAGUUCCUGGGUGGUUUUUAAUAUUUUAGAUUGUCAUCUCAUUUAUCGAUUUGCGAUUCCUUCGGAAUGACUUCCAGUUGUUUGAUGUAUAUGUUAUGUCAAGAUGUCCACUUAAUCAAACAAUAAUUCCUCUUUAUGAUCGAUUUGCAGAUUAAAGUGACCCAAUUAAGUACAUACAUUAUUUUUAGUGU
Messenger RNA from Saccostrea cuccullata (small rock oyster), 2416 nucleotides. RefSeq names its product DNA ligase 1-like. The transcript has 5 exons. The record is from RefSeq and is a predicted model, not a curated record. NCBI's taxonomy places the organism in Eukaryota, Metazoa, Mollusca, Bivalvia, Ostreida, Ostreidae. Bases 117 to 2051 code for a protein of 644 amino acids.